AUGUCUUCCUCCAACUAUUGUCAAGAACUUAUUCAAGACUUUGAGAAAGCUCUUGAAAAUUAUGAUAAUUGCGAUGUAAUAAUUAAAACAGGUGAACAUAAGGAACUUCGAGCUCAUUCGUUUGUACUUCGUGCUAGAUGUUCGUAUUUUAAGAAGGCACUAUCUAGCGAUUGGGAGGAAAGAGACGAUAAUGGUAAUUAUAUUUUAAAAAAACCAAAUAUUUCCACUGAAGUCUUCCAACUAAUUCUCAGAUAUUUGUAUACCGGAGUUGUAGAUUGUGAUCAACUUAGCAAAGACAUUAUCUUGCAAUCCCUCGUUGCGGCUGAUGAACUGGGAUUGGACAAAUUGAUCGAAUGCAUUCAGGAAUGUUUAUUAGAUAAUAAAGAAUUUAUCAAUAAAGACCCCAUCAGCACACUUCAAGUCAUUUACCAACAUGAACCAUUUGAAGAUCUAAAAAAUUACUGUUUAGAAAUAAUUAGUGAAAACCCAAGAAUGCUCUUUUCAUCUGAAAAAUUCCCAUCACUGGAAAAACCAAUUAUUACUAUGAUACUUCAAAGAGAUGAUCUUAAUAUGGAAGAAAUUGAUAUAUGGGAUUCCCUUCUUAGAUGGCUAUUUGUUCAUUACUUAAAGAUCAAUAAAGAUCAUUCUACAUGGUCAUUAGAAGAUUUGAAAAACGUUAAACAAACUAUAAAAGAAUAUAUUCCAUUAAUAAGGUUCCAUGAUAUCUCCAAAGAAGAUUUUUACCUAAAAGUAUACCCAUACAAAGAUCUCUUGCCUCAAGAUUUACUCGAUGAAAUCCUUCGAUAUCAUAUGGCUCCAUAUUCUACUCCAAAAUUGAAUUUCAAGCCUUCUAGGAGUCGUAGAAUUGACUCUGUUUUAAUUAGGUUUAAUAUAUUUAAGCUUAUUGCAAAGUGGAUCGAUAAGAAAGAUGAUGAUUAUACUCAACAAAAUAUGCCAUAUCAGUUUACUCUUCUUUUACGUGGGACAAGAGAUGGAUUUGAUUCCGCGAAGUUUCACCAAUUAUGUGAUAGCAAAGGUGCCACAAUUACUUUUGCAAGAAUUGAAAAUUCAAAGCAAAUUAUUGGUGGUUAUAAUCCUAUAGAUUGGUAUCAGAAUAGUGCAUACGGAAGUACAAAUGAUAGCUUCUUAUUUAAUAUAACAGAUAUCGAUAACCUUGAUACUGCUAAAAUAGGUCGUUGUAAUAAUUCUAGUUACGCAGUAUAUCAUCACGCUAGUUAUGGACCAACUUUUGGUAGUGGACAUGAUUUGAACGCACAAGGAAAAACAUGGUAUACUAAUAAUGGAAAUGCUUAUACUAACAUUAGCAUGCCAAAUAAUAGCUUUACAGUUGAUGAAUAUGAAGUAUUUCAAGUUUUGAAGAAAAGUUAA
Messenger RNA from Rhizophagus irregularis DAOM 181602=DAOM 197198, 1389 nucleotides. NCBI's taxonomy places the organism in Eukaryota, Fungi, Glomeromycota, Glomeromycetes, Glomerales, Glomeraceae. The record is from RefSeq and is a predicted model, not a curated record.